Messenger RNA from Solanum verrucosum, 1008 nucleotides. RefSeq names its product F-box protein At3g07870-like. The coding region runs from base 1 to 939 and encodes 312 amino acids. Lineage: Eukaryota; Viridiplantae; Streptophyta; Magnoliopsida; Solanales; Solanaceae. The record is from RefSeq and is a predicted model, not a curated record. The transcript is spliced from 2 exons.
AUGGAAAAGCUUUCAAGUGAAACUGUGAUUGACAUACUUUCAAGAUUACCCAUCAAAUCCCUUGUAAAGUGCAGGCGUAGUGAUGGAACUGAUGAUUAUAAGUGUGUUAACUUUAAUUUCCCAUUACCCCUUUUGAGUAAUUAUGAAAUUUUGGGUUCUUGUAAUGGAUUACUAUGUUUGUUUGAUCCAAUUGUUAAGUAUUUGACUCAUAUACUAAAUCCAUGUAGUGGGGAUUUUGUUUUCUUGCCUAACCCUAUUAGGGAUUUGGGGGAUCCUGUGAAUGUUGUUGUGGGGUUUGGGUUUUUACCUAAGAGGAAUGUGUAUAAGGUGGUGGAGAUUGUGUAUUAUAGAAGGGAAAUUGUUCGUGAUGAUAAUGAUGAUUUGAGGUCUGGUGUUUGUGUAUAUACUAUUGGGGAUGAUUCAUGGAGAUGUAACAGUUCAUCUCCUUAUUCACUUCGCGGUAGGGAUUUGUCUGGGGCAUGUGUGAAUGAAGCUCUUCAUUGGGUUAGUUCUGGCUAUGAUGGUCCUAAACUUGUUGAUCAAAUUGUUGGUUUUGAUUUGGAAAAUGAGGUGUUUGGAGUCAUUCCUCAUCCCGAUUUUGAUUCGGGAAGACUCAACUAUACGUUGGGUGUUUUGCAAGGUUGUCUAUCGGCUACUAGACGUAAGUGUCAAGAUUAUGUAGAGAUUUGGGUAAUGAAGGAUUAUGGUGUUAAGGAGUCGUGGACAAAGCGUUUGAAAAUAGUUUGUAGUGAAGUUGGGCUUAUCAUUGGAGCUGUCCAGCCUCUUUUCUUUCAGAGAAAUGGAGAGUUGAUGCUGCAGCAUGGUGGGACUUUGCUUUGUUACAAUCCUCUGACCAAAACACUACGUGAACUUCGUAUUUCUGGAAUGCCACGGUCCUUCAAGGCGGUUGUUCAUGUUGGCUCUCUUGUUUCACCCUAAAAGUUAUUAAAACUCAAGAAUACUGAAUUUGCUUGAUUUGGCAUAAACAUGAUGGAGAUCGGUUUCAAG